Molecule: messenger RNA, 2008 nt
Organism: Alosa alosa (allis shad)
Lineage: Eukaryota; Metazoa; Chordata; Actinopteri; Clupeiformes; Clupeidae
Product: phosphatidylinositol 5-phosphate 4-kinase type-2 gamma-like
Exons: 10
Coding region: 302-1561 (419 amino acids)
Biological process (GO): phosphatidylinositol metabolic process
Molecular function (GO): phosphatidylinositol kinase activity
Source: RefSeq, a predicted model, not a curated record
GCUGGCAGUGACUGCAAGUGUUUGGUUUUUGGAUGGUGAUGGAACAGCUGGAAUUUAGCGGGAUUCAUAGUCCAUUAAUGAGAAAAGAUUGAGAACAUUAUAGAACACACUCAAAGUUUAGGUAAGCUAAGUUUGCAUCAUGUCAAACUGGAAAAUCGCUACAAGUGGUCGAUAGGGAGGCACGCGCAAAGGAAACGUUCACCUGGUUGUUGUUGCGCACGGUACAGACGAAGACAGGUAGGCGCUAGACUUCUGUAUCGGACACAGAGAAGUUCCGAUAUCGGGUUUAGUCAGCACGAAAAUGUCCUCUCCUGGUAAGUCUGGUGGACCCGUGGUGAAGCUCGCUCGAACUAAAAGCAAAAAGAAGCAUUUUGUGCAUCAGAGGGUGGAGGUCUUCCGGGCAAGCAAUCCUGUUCUGAGUAUUUUCAUGUGGGGCGUCAAUCACGCGAUAAAUGACCUGUCUCAGAUACCUGUUCCUGUCAUGUUACUGCCAGAUGACUUCAAAGCCAACACCAAGAUCAAAGUGAACAACCAUCUCUUUAACAAGGAAAAUCUCCCCGGCCACUUCAAGUUCAAAGAAUACUGCCCGCAGGUAUUUCGAAACCUCCGUGAGCGAUUUGGCAUCGAAGAUCUGGACUACCAGGCCUCCCUGGUGCGUAGCCCCCCGGUGCAGGCUGCCGACACGCAGGAGGAGGGUCUGCUGCUCUCCUCCUACGACCGCACUCUCAUCGUCAAGCAAAUCUCCAGCGAGGAGGUGGAGGACAUGCUCAACAUCCUCUCCCAGUACCACGAGCACAUAGUAACAUGUCAUGGCAGCACGUUACUCCCCCAGUUUCUGGGCCUGUACCGCAUCACAGUGGAGAGCGAGGACACCUACCUCAUGGUCAUGAGGAACAUGUUCAGCCACAGGCUCAUGGUUCACAGGAAAUACGACCUCAAGGGCUCGCUGGUGUCACGUGAAGCAAGCGAUAAAGAGAAGGUGAAAGAGCUUCCCACAUACAAAGAUGUGGAUUUCCGUAACAACAUGCAGAAGGUGUUUGUGAGUGAGGAGCAGAAGGAAAAGAUCAUGGAGAAGCUGAACAGAGAUGUAGAGUUCCUGGUGCGGUUAAGGAUUAUGGACUAUAGCCUGCUUCUGGGGAUCCAUGACGUGCGGCGGUAUGAGCGAGAGGAGGAGGAACAGGAGUCCUCCUCCUUUGAGGAGGGAGAGGAGGUGCAGAAUGGGAUUCCCCAGGCGACCCCUGGACAACCACACCCAGCCAGCGGCUCCUACGGCACCUCCCCUGAAGGCAUUGCGGGGUACAUGAACUCCUUUAAGCCCUUUGGCCCUGGGGAGUUUGACCCCUACGUAGACGUGUAUGCCAUUCAGAGUGAUGUUGGUGCUCCCCAGCGGGAGGUCUACUUCAUGGGUCUGAUUGAUGUGCUGACGCAGUAUGACACCAAGAAGAAAGCAGCGCAUGCCGCAAAAACAGUCAAACAUGGGGCUGGGGCAGAGAUCUCCACAGUCCACCCUGAACAGUAUGCCAAACGCUUCCGGGAAUUCAUCGCCAACAUUUUCGCCUGAGUGCUAUUGUUGCACACUCCAGUUUGCCUACAACAACCACUCUAUUUAUUGACUGAAAAUGACUGCAUUACAUAACAUGUGAUUCAUCCACUGUAUUGUCAUAUUCCAUUGAACACUUUGCAUGAAGUGCAAUUGAUGUUUUAAACUUUAAUGUAAUUCUAAUGAUGUUUAUAGUUGUUAAAGACUACAUUCUAAAGCUACACCUGUCCUGUAAUAUGAUGUAUGUUUAAGACAUAAGACACAUGUUUAAGGGUUAGAGUAAGGUGACGGUUAUGUCAAGGGCUCGAGCAGGAGCUAGUGUGAAGCUGGAAUAAGAUUCAGGUGAUGCCUGUGCCUUAAAGUGUGGUUAUGAGUGUCAUGUCUUUAUGAGAUGUAUUUAUAAUGUAUAGAGGAAUGUUUGAAGAUGUCUGAAAUUGAAUAUCAAAAUAAAACCAUAUCCUUGUCUUA